Molecule: messenger RNA, 1584 nt
Organism: Megalops cyprinoides (Indo-Pacific tarpon)
Lineage: Eukaryota; Metazoa; Chordata; Actinopteri; Elopiformes; Megalopidae
Gene: asb18
Product: ankyrin repeat and SOCS box containing 18
Exons: 6
Coding region: 1-1584 (527 amino acids)
Biological process (GO): intracellular signal transduction
Molecular function (GO): protein binding
Source: RefSeq, a predicted model, not a curated record
AUGCGGUGUCGCAGGGCUAGGGCCGACGUCACACCCGAUCAUCCGGCGGACUCAGACUUUGUCAGGCGACUGAAGGGGGUGUUGGCGGCAGGCGACCAUGAGAGCGUGGAGGCGCUCCUCAAAGCUGCAGCGGGGGGGAACCCAGACGCCACGGUCGAGCUUUCAAACGACGACUGGAUGAAGGACCCCUCAGUGCAGCUGCCCCCGGCAGUGCUUCUGGCCAUGCCGAGCGGGGCGCAUGACGCCGUGGGGGACAGGGACGGGGGCGGGCGCAUGGAGGCUCGAGGCCGUGGCUCCGCCCAGAGGGCAGGGAGGGAGAGCAGGGAUCCCAGGGAGAGGAGCCGGAGCUCCUUCAGACAGCCCGGCAUGGCGUUCCCCUGCCCGCCCACCCUGGACGCUCUGCUGGCCCGCCACUGGAAGGACCUGCAGGACGGCUUCUCCGACCCCGAUGAGCUCAACAGGGUGCUGGAGUUCCAGAGCGAUGAGCUGCGCUGGACUUCCAAGAAGUGCGGUCUGUGGUCGCUGGAGUACAAGCGUGAGCUGACCAGUCCCCUGUGCAUCGCGGCGGCCCAGGGCUACACCGACUGCCUGCGGUACCUGCUGGAGCACGGGGCGCGGCCCAACCUGAGCGCGGGGGGCAAGACCGCCCUGCACGAGGCCUGCGAGAACAGCAACACAGAGUGUGUCGAGCUGCUGCUGGAGCACGGUGCCAGCCCCGCCCUGUUGAGUGAGGAUGGCUUCUCGCCCCUCCACCUGUGCAGGACGCCCCAGUCCCUCCGCUGUGCCAAGGCGCUGGUGCGCUACGGCGCGGCGGUGGACCUGCCGAGUGAGGAGGAGGGAGAGACGCCGCUGCAUGUGGCAGCCCGGCACGGGCUCCAGCAUCACGCCCAGCUCUAUCUGCGAUAUGGCGCCGAGGUGAACCGGCGCAGCGGCUCGGGGGAGACCCCGCUGGUGGCGGCCUGCGCGGGUGCCCAGCGGCCCGACGUUGAGGGCAGCUACGCAGAGCUGUGCCGCCUGCUGCUAGCGUACGGCGCCGACGUCCACCUGGUCGACGGCGAGCGCCGCAGCCCCCUCCACCGCGCCGCCCGCAACGUCCAGCACGGCCUAGUGCAGCUGCUGCUGGAGCACCGGGCCGACAUCAACGCCAUCGACUACAACGGUGCCACGCCACUGUCCAACGUCCUGCAGAACGCCGUGGUCAAAGCCGAGCACCAGCCCCACCUCAUUGUGCAGACGCUGCUCAACCACGGCUCCAUCAAGGUGUGGCCCCUGGCACUUCUCAAGGUGCUGUCUGCCUGCGCUGCGGCACCGAAAACAGUGGAGAUCCUGUUCAACUCCUACACCCAGGCCACAGUCACAUACAAGUGGAGGGACACCAUUCCAGAGGAGGUUGUGCAGAUGCACCAGCCCUUCUACGAGUCACUCUUCGCCUUGGAGUGCAGACCCCGCUGCCUGCAGCACCUGUGCCGGUCUGCACUCAGGAAGCGUUUCGGGAAAGACUGCCACCUGCUGAUUCCUCAGCUGCCCAUCCCGAAGCCCCUGCAGCAGUACCUUUUACUAGAGCCGGAGGGGUUCCUCUACUAG